AUGCCGAGAGUAGCAGCGCCAAAACCUUCUUCGCCGCAUUUCUCGAGUCCAAUCCUUGUCCGCCUCUCCGCACUUCACCGAGGACUACCCCAACCUGCUCCUGCUAUUAAAGGCACCACCGUCGCCGACAUUCAGGUAUUCGCCCCUCUCGCCACCCCGGCUGUGCUCUCGGCGGUUUUGGAGAUUCGUCUCCCUGUUUCCGAGUUCUGGAAGCUGGUCGUGGAGGAGGAUGAUGGGGACGUGCGGGACAAGGAGAAGGAGAAGUCCGGGAAGACCCCGGCCAAGGUCCGGUUCACUUGCCUCGCGGACAUCCUGUCCGCUUGGCUGGCUUACGCCCAGAUCAGGGACCAGGUCGAGGCGGGUAUGGCCAAGUUCCUCCUGGGCCACGCCCAUAUCCUCAUGCGGCUCGACCGAGACAACCCGGGCGAAUUCCCGGCCGUCCUCAACUAUCAUCUUAAGACCGCCCAGCGCCGCCUCCACGUCGGCGCGGACUUCCCCCUCGCAGACUGGCUCAAGUGGGAUUCCGAAGCUUUCGGACGGGACUUCCAAAGCUUCGCCAACGCCUACGCCGCUGCCCGCGCCAUUGUCCCUACCCCUUCUAUCCCCAGUGGCCGGCAAUCCGUCUCGGUUUAUCGUUCCCCCGCGUCCGCUGGCGUUUUCCGCCUGUCCUCUACCGGCAAGGUGACUUCCCAGAAACCCUGUUUCCUUUGGAAUAGGAUGGAGGCCUGCAUGGGCGACGCGUGUGAGUUCAAGCACAUGUAUCCCCCGCUCUUCGUCGCCGACCUCAAAGAGCGGAUCCAACACUGCGCCCAACGCAUCCAUCGGGAAGCUGGGCGCGAUCCGACCAAACGUGCUAUCUCGAAGGCGGAGAACGGUCACAUGGACCGCCACUGCUCGAGAAGCCGGCCUAGGCGAGGGGACCGGGGAGCUGGGGCCAGGUCCCCCGGCUCAGAAGGCGGAGGAACGGACCUCGCCACCCCGCAACAGCCCCAGCAAGAGCAGCCUUCGCGCUCCACCAAUCUGCUUGACGACACCGCUUCGUCGAUCGGUCUAGGCAAUAUGUUCAGCCACGGUACCCCAUCCCGUCGGCGUCGGAGCACAUCCGCCGUGUCGGAGACGCCUAGCGAGCACCGUCGCAGAGGUGGAAAGCGCAGGCAGCGGAGCCCCGGGUGGAUGACGACGGGAACCACAGUAGAGUCCGACGAGGUGGACGAGCCCGCGUUGGAAGGGACGAAUGACGCCAUAGACGAGGCAUCCGAUCCAUCGGAGGAGACCGAAGAUCCGGAGCCGAGGGUGGUACCGGAUGACGUGGUCAAGCCGGAGAUCCCCGAGAAAGUCGAGACCUCGCUCGGGGGUGGCGCAAAGAUCUGCGAAGGGGAGACCGUACCGUUGUUCCAAGGAAUGGGGACGGGCGAGUUGAACCGCGAACCAUGGACGUCCGAGAGCAUACGAGCGUACUGGGCACCUGAUCGUGUCCAAUGCAUCUUCAUUCUGCUUUUGUACUUCUACCUUCCAAACUUCAACAGACGGAGCCCAAGCCCGGCGUACUACCGGUACGCUAGCGAAUAUCGGGACGACCGGGACCACCGCAACCGCCGGGACUAUCGGGACGACCGAGAUUAUUGGGACGACCGGGAGUACCACCGGGAACGGCACUCUCGGGACCGCGGCUUCAGCCGUGAACGUCAGCGCAGCCGGACACCUACGGCGCGACCCCAAGCCGCCCCUCCCAUUCUUCAAGGUUUCCCUGUCCAACCUGGGACCCCAAUCUUACCCGUCCCCGGUUCCACAAUUAUCACCUCCAACCCCCAACCGGUCGUGCCGCCCGCGGCGCCCGCAGCGGCGCAGGAUGAUACCAACUCGGAAUGGUUCCAGGAGGAGACGAAGGAGGAGGAGACCGCUCGAAAACUCAAGGAGUUGUUGGCGGAGCCAGACACCACGCCGGUCAAACCGACCGAGCAGUGUGAGUUCUGCUUCAAGGUGCACCCGGUAGCGGAGAAGUGCACAUUCCAAGCAUGGGUGUCGCAUCGGUCGGACGUAGCGUCGGUCAGAGGUGCCGAAGGCGCGCGGCGUCGUGUGGUAUCGGUGCGGGCAUCGUAUCCCUGA
Dioszegia hungarica is the source of this 2106-nucleotide messenger RNA. RefSeq lists its product as uncharacterized. The record is from RefSeq and is a predicted model, not a curated record. Bases 1 to 2106 code for a protein of 701 amino acids. Lineage: Eukaryota; Fungi; Basidiomycota; Tremellomycetes; Tremellales; Bulleribasidiaceae. The transcript is spliced from 6 exons.